CGGGGCCAACGGCGGCGGCGGCGGGGCCGGGCGCGGGGAGGCCGCGGGAGCCGCCGCCGCUCCCUCAGCGCCUCGCCAUGGACUCGGACGAGGGGUACAACUACGAGUUCGACGAGGACGAGGAGUGCAGCGAGGACAGCGGCGCGGAGGAGGACGAGGAGGACGAGGAGGAAGACGAGCCCGACGAUAAUCUGGACCUGGGCGAAGUAGAGCUGGUGGAGCCCGGGCUGCGCGUCGGCGGGGAGCGCGACGGGCUGUUGGGCAGCGAGACGGGCGGGCUGGGCCCCGGCGGCGGCGGCGGCGGUGGCGGCCUGGGCGGCGGACCGGGCCCCGGCGGCGGCCCCGAGCAGGAGGAGGAUUAUCGCUACGAGGUGCUGACGGCCGAGCAGAUCCUGCAGCACAUGGUGGAGUGCAUCCGCGAGGUCAACGAGGUCAUCCAGAAUCCAGCGACUAUCACUCGAAUACUGCUUAGCCAUUUCAACUGGGAUAAGGAGAAGCUGAUGGAGAGGUACUUUGAUGGCAACUUGGAGAAGCUCUUUGCAGAGUGUCAUGUAAUUAAUCCAAGUAAAAAGUCGCGAACGCGCCAGAUGAACACCAGAUCAUCAGCCCAGGACAUGUCCUGUCAGAUCUGCUAUCUGAACUACCCAAACUCCUACUUCACUGGCCUAGAGUGUGGACACAAAUUCUGUAUGCAGUGCUGGAGUGAAUAUUUAACUACCAAAAUAAUGGAGGAAGGCAUGGGACAGACCAUUUCAUGCCCUGCCCAUGGCUGUGAUAUCUUAGUGGACGACAAUACAGUUAUGCGUCUGAUCACAGAUUCCAAGGUUAAAUUAAAGUACCAGCAUUUAAUAACCAAUAGUUUUGUAGAGUGUAAUCGACUGUUAAAGUGGUGUCCUGCCCCCGACUGCCACCACGUCGUUAAAGUCCAGUACCCGGAUGCGAAACCCGUGCGCUGCAAAUGUGGCCGUCAGUUCUGCUUUAACUGUGGUGAAAACUGGCAUGAUCCUGUUAAAUGCAAGUGGUUAAAGAAAUGGAUUAAGAAGUGUGAUGAUGACAGUGAAACCUCCAAUUGGAUUGCAGCCAACACAAAGGAAUGCCCGAAAUGCCACGUCACCAUCGAGAAGGACGGGGGCUGCAACCACAUGGUCUGUCGGAACCAGAACUGCAAGGCGGAGUUCUGCUGGGUGUGUCUGGGCCCCUGGGAGCCCCACGGAUCUGCCUGGUACAACUGUAAUCGCUACAAUGAGGAUGAUGCAAAGGCAGCAAGGGAUGCACAGGAGCGAUCCCGAGCAGCCCUGCAGAGGUACCUGUUCUACUGCAACCGCUACAUGAACCACAUGCAGAGCCUGCGCUUCGAGCACAAGCUCUACGCUCAGGUGAAGCAGAAGAUGGAGGAGAUGCAGCAGCACAACAUGUCGUGGAUCGAGGUGCAGUUCCUGAAGAAAGCAGUCGACGUCCUCUGCCAGUGUCGUGCCACACUCAUGUACACUUACGUCUUUGCCUUCUACCUCAAAAAGAAUAAUCAGUCCAUUAUCUUUGAGAAUAACCAAGCAGACUUAGAGAAUGCUACAGAGGUGCUUUCUGGGUACCUGGAGCGAGAUAUAUCCCAAGAUUCGCUGCAAGACAUAAAGCAGAAAGUACAGGAUAAGUACAGAUACUGCGAGAGCCGGCGGAGGGUUUUGUUGCAGCACGUGCAUGAAGGCUACGAGAAGGACCUGUGGGAGUACAUCGAGGACUGAGCCUGGCCCCGCAGCAAUGAACUCUGAACCCUUUCCCAUCCUAGAGUGCUCAUGCAAUUCCAAUAAAACCCACCCAGGGCGCUGCUCCGCCUCUUACACCGCUGGUCUGUAGUAGCGGGAUUCUGUUUUGUUAACAGAAAAAUUAAGUAAAUUAUAUUGUAAUAAAAAAAAAAGGUAGAUAAACCAUUGUACAACAGUAUUCUAGGCGGCCAAGAGUGUGACAGACGCACUAAAAAACCCUCCAACUUUAACUUGUAACGUAGCUUCAUCCUCCAAGCCGACUCCUUUUUCUUUUCUCUCUUUCUUUUCCUGUGUGUAGUACAGAUGAAACUUAAACCAGUUUCUUGACACUGCUUUUCAUGUCCAAACCAGCCAUUUUGAUGGACUUUGGUAAGGGGGGUGGCUCUCCCGCCCCCCUCCUCCUCUCUGCCACCCAAAUACAUGGAUGAAUGUGGAUUGGCUCAUUGUAAAGAGGAUUUUUGGGGAGGGAAGGAGGGGGGUACACAGCAAGGAAAAAAAAAAAACCCAACCUUUGUAUAUGACUUUUAAAACAAAAAGAGGACAACACAGUAUUUUUCAAAGUUGUAUAUAGCGCAUAUGCAUGGACAAAGAGCAAGCGUGGCACGUGUUUGCAUAAUGUUUAAUUACAAAAAAAUAUUUAUUCUUUAAAAAUCUUCAAGAUUA
Haemorhous mexicanus (house finch) is the source of this 2423-nucleotide messenger RNA. It is a transcript of the gene ARIH1, whose product is annotated as ariadne RBR E3 ubiquitin protein ligase 1. Gene Ontology annotation, cellular component: nucleus; ubiquitin ligase complex; cytoplasm. Gene Ontology annotation, biological process: ubiquitin-dependent protein catabolic process; positive regulation of proteasomal ubiquitin-dependent protein catabolic process; protein polyubiquitination. The record is from RefSeq and is a predicted model, not a curated record. The transcript is spliced from 14 exons. Gene Ontology annotation, molecular function: zinc ion binding; ubiquitin conjugating enzyme binding; ubiquitin protein ligase activity. Bases 78 to 1739 code for a protein of 553 amino acids. NCBI's taxonomy places the organism in Eukaryota, Metazoa, Chordata, Aves, Passeriformes, Fringillidae.